Molecule: messenger RNA, 3877 nt
Organism: Micropterus dolomieu (smallmouth bass)
Lineage: Eukaryota; Metazoa; Chordata; Actinopteri; Centrarchiformes; Centrarchidae
Gene: ttll11
Product: tubulin tyrosine ligase-like family, member 11
Exons: 10
Coding region: 737-2914 (725 amino acids)
Biological process (GO): microtubule cytoskeleton organization; protein polyglutamylation
Cellular component (GO): cilium
Molecular function (GO): tubulin-glutamic acid ligase activity; tubulin binding
Source: RefSeq, a predicted model, not a curated record
CCCGAAAGGCACCAGCAGCAGGGUUCAAACCAGAUGGAGGCUGGGCAAAAGGCUGGUCUUCUGCCUUCUGCUGCUGCUGCUGCUGCUGCCGAGCUACUGCUGCUUAACAACACAGGGACGAUAACAGAGAGGGGCUGUGGACAUCAUUAACUACAACGCUGCUCACUGCUAGAGAAGUAGAUAACGGUACCCGUAAGGUAAAGUCUGUCAUGAGUUAAAGCGUAAUUUCGCCAACGGCGCAGACGCAUAACGUUAUCCAAAUGAAGUUUGACAGGCUAACGUUAACAUCAGGUUUAACGAUCUUCAAGCGGCUAGCUCCAGUGUUGGCUACAAGUGCUGCCACUAGCAGCUAGGUUAAGUCAAUGGCAGCUUGCGAGAGCCGCUAGCCUUUUGAAGUUGCUUACUGAAUCAUUGUGGCCAGCUGGCAAACAGCAUUAGCUAACAGCGUUAACGUUACUUCUUUAGCUGGAGCUGCCAACUGGUAACUUAACUAACUGUUAGCUAUAACCGAGAAGGCGAGUAACGUUAACGUUAUAUCUCCACAUCUGCUCGCUCACUCUGUGUCGGAAAUUACCUGAUAGAAGCAAAUGGCUUUUAAUGUUUAAUUAGCAAUUUAAGCUAGCAAUGCGUACUACAUUAUUUCAGAAUAACGUUAGCUUGCCGGUGUCGGAUUAUUGCACUCCGUGGUACUAUUACUGUGCCCUGACCAGCAGCGUCACUCAUAGCAUUUUGCAUAAUGAGUGAUCAUUAUGUAAAAAAUGUCGAGCAAAUGAGAUCAUUCGGCGAGGAUGCUGAAAAGGAGGGCGUGGACAUUGAGGAGCAGGUGCCAGUGUCUUCUCCCCCAGCCUCCGUCUCACCGGACCCUUCCAGCAUCACCAUAGCUGGGAGAGAUGCAUCCAACACCUCCAUCACUUGUAAACAUAGAGGUAAAAGUCGUAGUAAGCAGGGAAAAGACGACAAGAACUCUUGUGGCAAACGGAUCUCAGACCUGUCACUGCAGGGGUGUGUAGUUUCUGCUCCUGUUGGGAAAAACUUGAAUAGACCAGGGCAUGAGCGGACACUUCACAUCCAAGGAACUGGAAAGAUCCUGCAGGGCAAGUCGGAGACUAAUGGGAACUAUGUAACCAUUCAUCCGUCCAAAAACAUUCAAGAAGCACACCGUGAGGAUGGAUUCAAACUUGCAAAGAAGAGAAGACCAGUGACGGUGGACACUGCCAAAGCCAAAACCUCGUUGGAGGCACUGAAGUUAAGCAUCAAGCAGCUGAAGUGGAAAGAGUUUCCUCUAGGAAGACGAGCAGCCUGUGACAUCUACUGGCAUGGCGUUUCCUUCCAUGACAAUGAAAAUAUCAUCUCAGGGCAGGUGAACAAGUUCCCAGGAAUGAUUGAAAUGCUGAGGAAGAUCAACCUGAGUCGGGCAGUGCGGACUAUGCAGGAGUUGUUCCCAGAAGAGUAUGACUUCUAUCCCCGUUCCUGGAUCUUACCUGAGGAGUACCAACAGUUUUCCACACAGAUUCGCAUGGUGAAGGAGAACGAUGCCACAGUGAGUCCCACCUUCAUUGUCAAGCCAGAUGGGGGCUCUCAGGGGGACGGCAUCUACCUCGUUCGUGACCCUAGUGACCUAAAGCUCAUGUCGGGUUCACUGGCCAAACAGGCUGUUGUCCAGGAGUACAUCCAGAAGCCGUUACUCAUUGACAAGCUCAAGUUUGAUAUCCGCCUCUACGUGCUGAUAAAGUCCCUGGAGCCAUUGGAGAUCUACAUCGCCAAGGAAGGCCUGACACGUUUUUGCACCGAGCCCUACCAGGAACCAAGCCAGAAGAAUCUGACCCAUGUGUUCAUGCACCUGACCAACUACUCCCUCAACGUCCACAGCGGCAACUUUGUCCACUCAGACAGCCAGAGCACAGGCAGCAAGCGCACUCUCUCCAGCGUGCUGUACAGGCUGGCAGCUAAAGGCGUAGACAUCAAGAAGGUGUGGUCGGACAUCAUCGCUCUUGUCAUCAAGACCGUCAUUGCUGUGGUGCCUGAACUUAAAGUCUACUAUCAGGCAGAUAUACCGCCGGGUAAACCAGGACCCACUUGCUUCCAGAUAUUAGGUUUUGACAUCCUGCUAAUGAAGAACCUGAAGCCAGUAUUACUAGAGGUCAACUCCAACCCCAGUAUGAGAAUAGAACAUGAACAGGAGGUGGCACCAGGAGUUUUUGAAUAUGUCCCUAGUCCAGUCGACGAAGAGGUUAAAGUGAGUGUGAUCCGAGACACCCUGCGCCUUAUGGAUCCUGGCCACAAGAAACCUUCAAUUUCCCAACCAAGGGCUGGUGGGUUUGAACACGGAGAGGAGAUUCCCAUGGAAGCGGAGUCGCAAGAAAGGAGCCCCGAUGAAGGAGUUCUGCCCUCUCUGUGUCUGAAGCAGGUCUACCCAAAGUACACCAAACAGUUCAACUACCUGCGGCUGGUGGAGCGAAUUGCAACUCUCUUCAUACGUUUCCUCGGGGUCAAGGGCAACAUGCGUCUGGGCCCCACUGCCUUCAGAACCUUCAUCAGGACCUGCAAACUGAGCAACAGUAACUUCACCAUGGCUUCAGUGGACAUUCUCUACAUAGACAUCACACGUCGUUGGUCAGGAGCGAUACCCGAGUCUAAAGAAGCAGAGGAGAUGAAGAUGUCCGCGGGUAGGAGUGGAAAUAGAACGAGCGAUAUGAGAAGGUUGGUGCAUACCUUCCUCCCCUCCUGGCUCGAUCAUAUAUGGACAGUGUGGUCCUAUCAGGAGGAGGACAUGGCUGCUUUUAAUAUACUUACUGUUUCUACUGGGCAGCUAUUUGCUUCCCUUUACCUUUGUCUGGCAACACCUAAACCAACUUUCUUUUCAGGGAUUACAAUAGAUGCUCUAGCUUCACAUUCAAUGCAUUUAUACACAUAACAUAAAUACAUGGGUGUAAGGGAGUGUCCUCGGUUAUGUAUAUCAUAUUCUUGAAUUUGCACAACAACUCUUUGAUCAUUUGCACAGAAAUGGAUGUGGGGGGUGACUGAGCAUUUGUGUGGGUGCAUUGUGUAUGUUUGAGAGUGUGUGUGUGUGUGUGUAUGUAUUGUAUUUAUUUGUGUUUAGCUCAGUGGUGAUACCCUAUUUACAGGCAGUGGCCCAGCUGUGCAUCCUAGCUCUGUGAGCCCAUUAGCGAUGAGUUAAGUGAAUAAGUAUUCAAAGGGAAAAAGGCCACGCCACCACUUAUCCUAUUUCAGUUCAGCAGCUAUCCCAGUCAGGCAGCCUCAGACCUCCAGCAAACAUGGGUGAUUACUUUGUAGCCACACAACUGACAUUUGGGAAUGAAUUAUUUCAGAAAUAAUAUGCAUGACACAGAAUUUCAAAAUUUAGACACAUGCUUUGUUUCUUAAAUGUGUUCCAGGUGGCUUUUGUAAUAAAAACCAUAUCCAAUGUGUGCGAUGUGGCUUUCAGUUACACACAAAAUGACCGCCACUGUUGGAUGCCAACCAGAAUGGUCGUAGAGUGUCAUUGUCGUAUGAGAUUAUUCACACUACAGUUAAUUACUGAACAUUAACAUUUGAUUUGUAUGUUUUUUUUUCUUUUACACUAAGAAUAUUAAUUUGUCACAUGCAGACCAAGAAUUAAGUGUGAUGUGUUGCACAAAAGCACACUCAGACUUAUUAUUUACACACCUGCAUUGUGGGCAGCUGUUAAAUACAUACGGUGAACUGAACAUGUUAAAUUAUUUCUGCUAUACAUGUUGUAGGACUAAUAUAUUUACUGCAGUAUGUAUAAGAUGACAUGAAGUAGAUUUAUAAGGUUAUUAACAGCGAUCAAUCAUAUGAAUGAAAUGAAUUUGAGAGCAAUGCAAAAAAUAAACUUAAUUUUGCUCUAUGAACUGAA